Molecule: messenger RNA, 1403 nt
Organism: Magallana angulata
Lineage: Eukaryota; Metazoa; Mollusca; Bivalvia; Ostreida; Ostreidae
Product: methionine-R-sulfoxide reductase B1-like
Exons: 5
Molecular function (GO): peptide-methionine (R)-S-oxide reductase activity
Source: RefSeq, a predicted model, not a curated record
UUGCUGCCGGUAUUCUGAUGCCAAGAAAAUUUGAAAUAUUCCUAGUCCUCGUAUCCGUAAUCAAUCAGUUCUCACGAAAAGGGGAGAUUACCGCCUUGCUCAACCUCCAACCUGGUGAACCAGGAAUUUGUGACUAUGGUUGCCUUUCUCUAUAGAAUGGUUGCCUGCCACAGUUCAUGAAGUCAUUCUCUCCAGGGUAGGAAGUCUGUCGAUGAUCCGUUGGAUUGCCUAAAAUUAGGAUGUCGUUUUGCGGCUGGUUUUCUGGCGAAAAAUUUCGAGAUCACUUUGAGAAAGGGAUAUAUGUAUGUUCAAACUGUGGUAACGAGCUUUUCCAUAGCCAGACAAAAUAUGAACAUUCAUCCCCUUGGCCAGCAUUUACACAUCUUAUUAGAGAAGAUUCAGUGACCAGAGUGAAAGAGAGUUCCACAGCAAUAAAGAUAUCCUGUUCUAAAUGUGGAAAUGGUCUUGGGCAUGAGUUUCUUGGGGAUGGACCCAAGAAAGGAAUGAAUAGAUACUGAAUAUUCAGUUCUUCCCUCAAAUUUCAAGAGUUUGAUGGGAAGCAGGGUUAAACUCCUCAUCUUUAAACAAUUCACCUUAUGAUAUUAUCGCUGAUUCUAUAAGGAGGAUAAUAAAUAAGAGAUGGGAGAAUGUUUCUCUGUCAGAACGCAUGAUGCUUUGAAAUAUAAGCUUGUAGCAGUUUCUCAGCAGAUCUUUACUCUGACAUUUUAGAAGCAUUCAAGCAUUUUAAAGGCUUCCAUAGAAAUUAUAUUCCACAAUAGAACCAUUUUAACAAGGCUUUGGACUUUCAGUAGGAUGUAACUAUCUAUUUUUUGUGUUAAAAAAAUGAUGCUGGUUUCAAGCGAAAUAUACACUGAUUGCGUAGUCUUAACUCAAAAGCUAGACAAAUCUUGUUGAUUUCAAAGAGCCAUGGCUAAAUGGCCAGCAAUAAAACAGAUAUCCAUCACAAUGCUGUUUGACACAACUACCCAAAGCCCAAGCUCUUCUUAAAAUGGUUCUAGUCUCAAUUGGACCAAAUUGCCCUUAAUUUUUCCAACUUGCAAAGCCAAUUUAUUAACUUACUAGUCACUUUAUUCUUUAAUAUUAUUACUUAUACCUUCAAUAAUAUAUGACCUCACCUCAGCUUAAAUGAUAUUAGUCAGGUGAUACACCUUUACAUUGUUUUGAAAUCUAAGGUAUAUUGAAAUCUUGCAUAUUAAAUCAAUUUUAUUUUGUAAAUAUAGAAUUUAAAUGUAUAUACAGUACAUAAUUUGAAAUGUAAAUGACCUAUUAUAAUAUGUACCAAAUGAAAUGUGAUCAUUUUGUAUUACAACAAUUGCAGGGAAUGUUUUUUGUAUCUUGCAUGUAAAUAAUAUGAUGUCCAAAUAAAUUAACAGAACACAUUG